GGGAGAACAGCUCCCCUCGGGCGCCAGGGGCCGCCCCGAGGGCCCGCCUGCCUCGGGCAACACCGGCCUGGCGCGCCCCCGGCCGCUCCGUGUGCCCCGGACGCGCCGCCCGCGGCUCGAAAGCUGGAGAGUCAGCGACGGGGCCCGACUGCGGGAGCGAGGACUGCAAGAAGAAGCGAACAAAUAGUCCCCAGCGCCUCCUCUGGAUGCGGUCGCGUCUGUGGUCCCGGCAGCCGCUGGGCGGGCCAGCAGCCCCCAGUUUAGCGGACUGAUUUACUCCCGGUAUUGGUAAAUAUGAUCACGUGGGCCGCGCGACCAAUGGUGGAGGCUGCAGCCUGCGAACUAGUCGGCGGCUCGGGCGCCGGCGGGGAGCGGCUCGGCGGCCGACAGUGUAACCUUGGGUGGGAGCGCGGGACGCCUCAAAAUGUCUUCCAGUGGCACCCUCAGCAACUACUACGUGGACUCGCUUAUAGGCCAUGAGGGCGACGAGGUGUUCGCGGCGCGCUUCGGGCCGCCGGGGCCAGGCGCGCAGGGCCGGCCUGCAGGUGUGGCUGAUAGCCCGGCCGCCACCGCCGCCGAGUUCGCCUCGUGUAGUUUUGCCCCCAAAUCGGCCGUGUUCUCUGCCUCGUGGUCCGCGGUGCCCGCCCAGCCCCCGGCAGCGGCGGCGAUGAGCGGCCUCUACCACCCGUACGUUCCCCCGCCGCCCCUGGCCGCCUCUGCCUCCGAGCCCAGCCGCUACGUGCGCUCCUGGAUGGAGCCGCUGCCCGGCUUCCCGGGCGGUGCGGGCGGUGGUGGUGGAGGCGGCGGUCCGGGCCCCGGUUCCAGCGGCCCAGCCAACGGGCGCCACUACGGGAUUAAGCCUGAAACCCGAGCGGCCCCGGCCCCCGCCACGGCCGCCUCCACCACCUCCUCCUCCACUUCCUUAUCCUCCUCCUCCAAACGGACUGAGUGCUCCGCGGCCCGGGAGUCCCAGGGGAGCAGCGGCCCCGAGUUCUCGUGCAACUCGUUCCUGCGGGACAAGGCGGCAGCGGCGACGGGGGGAACCGGGCCUGGGGCAGGGAUCGGGGCCGCGACUGGGACGGGCGGCUCGUCGGAGCCCUCAGCUUGCAGCGACCACCCGAGCCCGGGCUGUCCGCUGAAGGAGGAGGAGAAGCAGCAUUCGCAGCCGCAGCAGCAGCAACUUGACCCAAACAACCCCGCAGCGAACUGGAUCCACGCUCGCUCCACCCGGAAAAAGCGCUGUCCCUACACCAAAUACCAGACACUUGAGCUGGAAAAAGAAUUCCUCUUCAACAUGUACCUCACCCGGGACCGGCGCUACGAGGUGGCCAGGAUUCUCAACCUAACAGAGAGACAGGUCAAAAUCUGGUUUCAGAACCGUAGGAUGAAAAUGAAAAAGAUGAGCAAGGAGAAAUGCCCCAAAGGAGACUGACCCGGCGCGGUGCUGGCGGGAGCGCUCAAGGGCAGCGGUUUUUGUUGUUGUUGCUGUUUUCCUUUGUGGGUGCUUGGUGCUUGAUUUCCAGAAACUCUCCAGCGACUUGGACUUUUUUUUUUUUUUUCCUUUUUAGAUAGAAGUGACUGUGUGGUUGGUCUCUGUGAGGUAUUUGGGGGACCCUGUAUUUGCUCGUUUAUGUGUUGGAAAAACCAAGUGGCUUUGGGGUUUCGCCCUAUCCCACUCCCUCCCUUUCCUGCUCCAUUGGUUCCUUAAGAAAUGCUAUAUUUUGUGAGUGCACGCUGGCUUGGGGAGCCCUCUCUUGUGUAAAUGUCCCCCAUGUUUCUGAAAAGUGCUGUAGUUUAGUCCUUUCACCCCCAGCACUGCCCAAACAGGGGCCAAGUGCGCCCCAAUUCCAAGAAUGAAGGCAGAGCGACAACAGUGCGGACACCCCGGCUGCUAGCCCACGCUGAAGCCCGGCCGGGUUGCCCACCAGUUGCGAAAGCCCCCUUUCCUCAGGGAGCACGCGGGACCUCGGCGGAGAUCUCCGUGAGGCCUAGAGAGAGGAGCCCAAGGGCCUCGGUCGGGUUGGGGUUUGUCCUCAGUGCAUUGGACGCUGCUAUCUCCCCCGAAAGCUGGGCUCGCGUGGGCGGCCGCGGGUGGUGGCCCUCCCGGUUCCUGCCCGAGGACCAGUUGUAAAUGUUACUGCUUCCUACUAAUAAAUGCUGACCUGAUCAAAUGGAACCCAGA
Messenger RNA from Symphalangus syndactylus (siamang), 2182 nucleotides. RefSeq names its product homeobox D9 (gene HOXD9). Lineage: Eukaryota; Metazoa; Chordata; Mammalia; Primates; Hylobatidae. Gene Ontology annotation, molecular function: DNA-binding transcription factor activity, RNA polymerase II-specific; RNA polymerase II cis-regulatory region sequence-specific DNA binding. Gene Ontology annotation, biological process: embryonic skeletal system morphogenesis; DNA-templated transcription; proximal/distal pattern formation. The record is from RefSeq and is a predicted model, not a curated record. Gene Ontology annotation, cellular component: nucleus.